This is a messenger RNA of Puccinia triticina, 1047 nucleotides long. RefSeq lists its product as uncharacterized. NCBI's taxonomy places the organism in Eukaryota, Fungi, Basidiomycota, Pucciniomycetes, Pucciniales, Pucciniaceae. The record is from RefSeq and is a predicted model, not a curated record. Bases 1 to 1047 code for a protein of 348 amino acids. The transcript is spliced from 5 exons.
AUGACCGAUAUCAACAACUCUUAUUUCCAGAAAGUCGUCCGGAUGUCUUCACCAGAUCAAAUAGGUGAUAUCGACGGGAUGUGGUUUGAAGGAAAAUUUCAGGCAGUUGCGAUGGGAGACAUAUCAGCCACAACCCGAUCUAUAAUUGAAGUGAAAGGAGACCAUACCUCCCAAGCAUCCAAAUUUAGUGUCAUACUAGGACCGACCUCUGAUAAUCCAGGAGGAUUCGCUAUUGGCGAAUAUUACAACCUUCGAGGAGAAGUAAUUAUAUCCGAACCUCUAGGUAAUCUGCAGUUCUCCUACUCUCCAGUCGGAAUUCAUCAAAUUCGGCACACGAGGUCGUCAUCCUCAUCGUCACUCAUCUCAAUUAUUGGGGUGGGCACAAUACGUCGGGUUCGCCUUUUACCAGACCUGGCUAACAGGAGUAAUGGAAGAACCGACACCAAUGUUAUUGAGAUGAUUGUUGGCCACAAAUCAGAUUUACCGACGAAUGGAUUAAAGGCGGAAUUAAUGACUCGUUCCAAGUACGAUGUUUCUGGUGGAUUGAUGGCGGACAAGGACCACACCUGUGUUUGGUUAAUGUAUUGCGCCGACUUCUCCCGCAAGUUGACUUACGGUAAAACUUAUGCCAUAGAGGGUUUUCUCGUUGGGGCAAAGAGGCACGAAAUGCCAUUCAUAAUGUUUGACAUUAACAACACCCGGGAAGUUCCGACUACGCACGCCGGCGGAGAAACUCGAGUUCAUUCACUAGGUGUUAUUGUUCAGACUUUACACUCUAAAUCAAGCCUGGGGCUUCAAGGGCCCAUCUCCCUAAUCAUAAGACAUGAUGGAGUCGACAAAAAUGACCCGGAGAAUGAUAGCAUGCUUGUAAAUUAUGUCGUCCCAUCUAAGAUUAUUCCCGAUGAUGAGGUUAUAUUACUCUCAGCGGGGAAGCGAGUCUUAUUCCGUGGAACAUUGGCCGGUUGGAAUCGGGAACUGGAUAUGAUGAGGGUAGAGGUUACCAGUGGAGAUUUAGAAAUUCAAGACGAAGAGUCAUACAGCGAUUAA